Botrytis porri is the source of this 2141-nucleotide messenger RNA. RefSeq lists its product as uncharacterized. The transcript has 3 exons. Gene Ontology annotation, cellular component: nucleus; nuclear origin of replication recognition complex. Gene Ontology annotation, biological process: DNA replication initiation; DNA replication. The coding region runs from base 54 to 1577 and encodes 507 amino acids. NCBI's taxonomy places the organism in Eukaryota, Fungi, Ascomycota, Leotiomycetes, Helotiales, Sclerotiniaceae. The record is from RefSeq and is a predicted model, not a curated record. Gene Ontology annotation, molecular function: DNA replication origin binding.
GCCUUGCAAUAAUUCUCUAGAUUAUUGUCUGCAAGAAGCAAGAUAAUAAUAAAAUGGUUGCUCUAUUUGCUUUACCAAAUGAAUUGGUCCUUUCUUCAUUAGCAUCUCAAUUUUCAUGCAGAGAACAGCAGAUUCGCUCUCUAACCACUUUACUUUCUAUCCAAGCUGCUCCAAGCAGAAACAUUGUACUUCAUGGGCUUGAAGCAACAGGCAAAUCCACAAUAACGAAAGCUGUCCUUGAAGCAUUAUCAACCCAUUCCCCAGCAAACAACAGCGCUCCCGAAGAGCAAUUCAACAAUGAAUUACGUUAUGCCAUAAUUACAAGCGCAGAAUGUAUAUCUGGAAGGCAUCUGCUGGAACAAACUAUAGGAGCUGUCGCGAAUGCGGUAGAAUGGAAGGAGAAUAUACCGAGAUGUGAGAAUCUCGCACAAUUAGUGGUAGAGGUAGGAAAAUUGCUCGAAGGUUGGACCGCGACAAAUGAGGCACAAGCUGCAAAACAAAGAUUCGUUCUUGUUUUUGAUGGCAUUGAUCGACAGAGAGAAGCUCCUCCUACUAUGCUGCCAGCAUUGACCCGAAUGGGUGAGAUCAUUCCUAAUCUUACUACAAUUUUCAUCACUACAAUUCCUCGACCUAGCUUCUUCCACCUCCCUGGAAUUCCUCAUAUUCAAUUCCCGUCAUACACUAAAUCAGAGCUUGUGACGAUUCUCUCGCGAACUUGCAAACCCUCCCCUAGACUCCCCGGCGGUUCCAAAGAAACGUUGUCCAUUUGGGAACGAUUCCUUCCCACAACUUACGACUCCCUGUCUAAAUACUCAGGACGUGACCUUGUUUCGUUCCGCGAGAUCUGCCUUCAAUUAUGGCCUACCUUUAUCCAACCAAUACUUAAUGGGACAUACACGUCAAACGAAUUCUCUCGCCUUCUCAUCGCGAAUCGUGCGCUUCUCCAGAAUGACACACUUCUCACACCAUCUGUCCUUGCUCCUAUUACGUCUAUUUUCGUUGCAAAAAACGCAACUUCUAGCACAAGCACCGCUCAGCUUCAAGCCCAAAACAACAUCACAACUCAUCUCCCGUAUCACACUCGUCUUCUUCUCAUCGCCUCCUAUCUUGCUUCUCACAACCCCCCUCGCACAGAUCAGCAUCAUUUCCUCCAGCAAACUGCAACUAAGCGUAAAAAGCGCGGUGGUGGUACUGCUCUCACCGCUUCCACCUCUCGGCCCGGCGUCUCUAAAUCAAGCAAGAUUCCUCGCAAACUACUUGGGCCCCAGGCAUUUCUGCUGGAAAGGAUGAUCGCUAUCUACCAUGUAUUACUCGAAGAUGCCGAUGGUCGAGGACGCUAUUCAGUUACAAAUGGAAAUUCAAAGAGGAAAACGAGAGGGCUAGGCGCUGGAGAAGCGGACAUACAAAUGGCUGUUGCGACACUAGCUAGCUUGCGCUUGAUCGCUAAAAUGGGGAGUGCGAAUGCGGCAGAUACUUUAGAUGGAGGAAGUAGAUGGAGAGUGGCAGUGGGAUGGGAGGUGGUCAGGGGGGUUGCCAGGAGUGUAGGAGUUGAACCCGAGGACUAUCUGGCGGAAUAAAUGCCGACUUGGAUCUUGAGAAAACAAGUCAAGCAAAAGAGCGCAAUCAUACGCAUUUGAGAAAGUCCUACGAAACCCUCAAUAUGUAGUGAACGGAGACGAUAAUUCAUACUGGACCUCGAAGGAAGUGGGUAUGGCACUAAUUUCAAUCACCAGCUUGGAUAACCUCGUCAAAGAGAGCGGCCUCUCGUGCACAUUCACCUACAUAUCUUGGGCUAAGGUGAUAUCUCUGCCAUCGCCGCCUGCCUCAUGGAGACCCCUAAGAUGGGAACUUCUCUGCAAGAUUUCGCGUCUACUAAUUGUUGAGAGAUAUCUGGCAACUUGGGGGAGAGCAGAGGGUUACGAUCAGCAUGAGCCUAUAUGGGAAUUCAAGACUUAUGGACAGAUGACCAUAGCUACAGCAGCCCAAGAUGGGACCUCAAACUAGGGAUCUAAUAAGCCGGAUGUAACACAUCAAGCAAAGAGACUUCGAAUCAUGAAGAAGCUUGGUGUUUUACAUAGAGUAGAUAUUUGAGAGAGAUAGUAGACUGUGUCCAUACAAUACGCAAUAUAAUAUAAUAUCAU